Lolium rigidum is the source of this 1820-nucleotide messenger RNA. RefSeq lists its product as uncharacterized. Bases 1 to 1704 code for a protein of 567 amino acids. The transcript is spliced from 2 exons. NCBI's taxonomy places the organism in Eukaryota, Viridiplantae, Streptophyta, Magnoliopsida, Poales, Poaceae. The record is from RefSeq and is a predicted model, not a curated record.
AUGGCCUCCAUGGAGCGGCAGCUGCAGCGGCAAGAUCAGCCCAUCAACAUGACAGCUGCGCUGGAGGCUCUGUCCCCCUUGCUGAACAACCCGCGACGGACCGUCAUCCUGGCGGAAGCUUUCACGUCGGGGGUCAUGGCGCCGCUGGAGGCUCUGUCCCCCUUGGUUCUGAAGAACGUCAUGUACCCGGUCUGGGCUGUCUCGUUGCUACUGGCCGCUGGGUGCACCAACGCCGUCAAGGUCUACGAGCUUGGCGACAACAAGCAGUGGAUUCGGAGCUUCUUUAACUACUACCAGUAUACCAUCUACUCUGCAAUGAUCUGCUGGCUACUGUAUCCCACUAGCCUGAAUGCCAAGGAGUAUCUGUACUUUGCCUUCAAAAUGUUUGCACCAUCAACAUACUUUAAGGUUUUCAAGAAUCCUGCAGUUGCGGUCUCGUCUCUAACUCUCGCUGUUGUGAUUACGGCAUUCAUGGGGAGAGAGCUUGCGUGCCUGAUGGUUGAGCGUGGCUAUUUCUGCGUCAGAAGAAUUGCCAAGUUCAUGAACAACCUACCAGCUAAUGAUGAUGGGUUCGAUCCUGUGAGCAUGAGAGGCUACAAGUACCCGGUUCACUUUAGAAUUUGUACAGAAGCCAAUGUGGUCACCAUCGACCAGAUCUGGCAGUGUGAAGGCAGGCUCCUCCUCAGCUCAGGUAGUACUGAUCACUGCUGCAUAGGACUCAAGGAUGUGUGCCUGGCCUACGCCAUGUAUCAGCUAUUGAAGCGUCGCUACUAUGGGAUGGCAUGCGCCGAGGAACACCUUGAUGAAACCCGUGAUUUUGUCUUCAAGGGAUUGCCGCAUGGUACAGAUGAUGACUAUGAGAGAGCUUUCAGGAUUGUUGAGGUGGAGUUGGGGUUCUGCCAUGACUACUUCUUUACCAAGCAUGCUAUCAUAUUUGAACUGGAGACAGGAUUCUUCAUUCUCUUCGUGUUGCGGAUUAUGCUCAUUCUCGUGGUUGCAUAUUUUGUGUGGCUAAACUCACUAUCUGUCAAGACACCCACUGCUAUCAUUGAAGUUCACAGCAGAAGGGCUGACGCUAUCAUCACUGUCCUUGUUUUGGUCACAGUCCUGCUCAUAGAACUACUGCAAGCUACAUUUUAUAUGGCCUCAGAUUGGUGCAAGGUGUCGGUUGCAUGUAGGUAUGUUAGAGGAUCAUGGUAUCAAGGCAAUGCUUUCUUUGAGAAGCUUAUGGGAUACCUUAGCAGAUUUACGAUAUUCAGGCACUGGAAGAAUACAAUAGACCAGUAUUCGGUAUUUUCAAACCCCAAUGCUGCCCAUAUGGCUGCUGAGAGCGACCUGCAAGCUGUGAAGCUGGCUAUUGUUAGGUCUCUAAGAUCAUGUGAUGGUCUACCAACUAAUGGAGAAGGGUCACUAAGGAGGAAUGGUGUGUUUGCCGAGUUUUCUUGGGCAUUGCAGGGUCAAGCUCAGGCAGAGAUCAUGUUAGUCUGGCACAUCGCGACUGAGCACGUGAAUGCCAAAUCUGAAAACGAAGAAGCAACAGAGCUCCACAGGCAAGUUGCGGUAUGUCUAUCAAGGUACUGCGCGUACCUGAUGGACUCUGCCCCAGAAUUGCUUCCUGGGUACUUCGGAGAUACAAAGUCUGUCAUGUGUGAUGUAAAAGAAGAUGUAUCCAAAGUUUCAAGAUCCCGACGACAUGGUUCAUAAGAUCCAGAGGAUGACGGGAGCAUCCUCAUGACAGGCGUGAAGCUUGGAAAGCAGCUCGAUGGCAGUGUUGAUCGGUGGAAGGUUCUGGCAGAUUUCUGGACAGAGAAGAUUCUGUA